AUGGGGGGCGCUGUAACUUCUGUGGCUUUUUGUCCUAUCGGCAGUAAAUCAUUAGUAGCUGUAGCUCACGAAGGCCAUCAGAUUUCCAUAUUAAAUACGAAUUGUGGCGAUAAACUUGUAUGUUCUCAAACUGAGGAACUCAUUCGAGAGGUCCCAAUAGAGGACUCUGAUGGGAAAGUCAAGUGGCGGCGUAUCAAGGACAGAAUCGUGAUUGAAAUGCCAAACGUAGGUCUCGAAUUUAUUCGAUUUCACAACUACCAGAGUUUCUUGUUGGUAAAGCGUCACUGUAUCGCUUUUCUCCUCUUUUCAUCAUUUCGUUUUUUGACGAUUACCAUAAUCUCAAUGGUAUCUAUUUAUUUAUCUAUGUCUAGAAAAGAUCUCCUAAGCAGCACUGUUCUCGUUGUCAGUUACAAACUUGUUGGAUUCAUUACCUUAGUUGCACUUUCUUGA
Haemonchus placei is the source of this 450-nucleotide messenger RNA. The record is from the annotation of a GenBank genome assembly. Lineage: Eukaryota; Metazoa; Nematoda; Chromadorea; Rhabditida; Trichostrongylidae.